This is a messenger RNA of Cladocopium goreaui, 1592 nucleotides long. The record is from the annotation of a GenBank genome assembly. Lineage: Eukaryota; Dinophyceae; Suessiales; Symbiodiniaceae.
UGCUCAAGAGUUCCAGCUUAAACAGUGAGUGCACUAAAUCGUUUCUAGUUCCUGACCAUGGUGAGCCCAGCGAUGCUGAAGGGUAUGAACACGGAGGUGUAUGGGGAGGGCCACCCCUUCGGGGACCCGUCCUGGUAUCAGGCCUACAACACGCCCUACUACAAUGACACCCACAAGCAGUUCCGAAAGCUGAUGCGUGAGUACGUGGAUGAGCACAUCAUGAGCAAUGUGCAUGACUGGGAUGAGAAGGGCACUAUCCCAAAGGAGAUGUACCUAGAGGCUGGAAAGCAGGGUACUCUUGCAUUGUGCAUUGGCAGGCCGUGGCCUGAGAAGUACUUUGGUCCAUCUCCUUGGGGAUUUGAGCCGGACUACUUCCAUGAGCUCAUCAUGUACGACGAGAUGUCUCGUACUGGCUCUGUGGGCUUUCAGUGGGGCAUUGCUGGAGGCACCACCAUCGGACUGCCUCCUGUGUACCACCAUGGAAGCGAGGAGCUGAAGCAGCGUGUCAUGCCACCAUGUGUCAAGGGAGAGAAGGUUUGCUGCCUGGCAAUCACAGAGCCCACAGCAGGCAGUGAUGUGGCAAACUUGAAGUGCACCGCCAAGCUGGAGGGUGACCACUACAUCCUGAACGGAGAGAAGAAGUGGAUCACCAACGGCAUUUUUGCAGACUACUUCACUGUGGCAUGCCGCACUGGCAAGCCAGGAGUGGGUGGUAUCAGCUUGCUGCUGGUUGAGAAGGGCAUGCCUGGCCUUGAGACCAGAAAGAUGAAGUGCUCUGGUGCCUGGUCAUCUGGCACAACAUACAUCACCUUUGAUGAUGUCAAGGUUCCAAAGGGCAACUUGCUUGGCAAAGAGGGCAAAGGCUUCCAGUACAUGAUGCAGAAUUUCAACCAUGAGCGAUUUGCCUUCUGUGCCAUGAGCACUCGCUUUGCCCGAGUUUGCCUGGAGGACUCCCUGAAGUUUGCUGGCAAGCGCAAGACCUUUGGCAAGACUCUGAUCCAGCACCCAGUGAUUCGCUGGAAGGUUGCAGAAAUGGCCCGCCAGAUUGAGGCAACUCACAACUGGUUGGAGUGGAUCACCUACCAGCUGAAGACCAUGCCCAAGAUAGAGGCCAUGCUGAAGCUGGGAGGCCACACAGCUCUUUGCAAGGUGCAGUGCACCAAAGUCAUGGAAUACUGUGCCCGCGAAGCAGCUCAGAUCUUCGGUGGAUUGUCCUAUUCCCGCGGUGGUCAGGGUGAGAAGGUGGAGCGUCUGAACCGUGAGGUUCGCGCCAUGGCCAUCCCAGGAGGCUCUGAGGAGAUCAUGUUGGACUUGGGAGUGAAGCAGUCCACCAAGCUUGCAGAGAUGGCCAAGAUGUUCGCUGAGGCUGCACCUCAGGCUCAAGCAGCCAAGCUUUGAGCACGCCCUGUGCAGAUCAAGGCUAGAAGAUCUGGAGACCUGAGUAAGAUAAUCCAUCAGCUUCGUAGACUUCUUAUGUUUCAGUUGCAGCGAAGCAACUCGAUCGUCAACGCUUCAGAGGGAACCUCUAAGAACGGGGAGCCUCUGGUUUCAAGCAUUCUAAGCACAGACAUCUCGAGUCAAGGGUCAAAACA